Vicia faba (fava bean) is the source of this 699-nucleotide messenger RNA. NCBI's taxonomy places the organism in Eukaryota, Viridiplantae, Streptophyta, Magnoliopsida, Fabales, Fabaceae. The record is from the annotation of a GenBank genome assembly.
AUGGCUGGCAGAGGAUAUGGACGAGGACGAGGACGCGGCGGAUUUCAAAGUUAUGCACGACCAGAGCCAUUUGUACUUUUUCCCGAGGAUAUUAAUUUGCCUGAUGCAAAACUCGGCGAAAAUGUUGCUAGUAUGAAACAUUUGAUUAAAUGGGAUUUGAGUUUUGAUAGUUAUUUUAAAGCGGCUCCUUAUCUCUUGGAUGACACCGAAUCAAAAGGGCGCAAAAGGAUGCACGUAGAAAGAUUUUCUGACAAGAAGAAGAUCGCGUUCACUCGUGAUUCGCUGUCUCAGGUUUUAUAUUACGACGAAUUUGUUAAGGAGUUGGUUCCAGGUAAAUCUAAGCAGAUGCUGAGCCGGAAAAAGUUUCGAUGGAACCCUGAAGCUGAUGCGAAAAAACUGGCAUUCUUUGAAGAACUAGAGAAAAAGUUCCUGGCGGAAGAGGGUAAAGAUAAAAAGAAGAAAAAAGAAGAAAGUGAAGAUGAAGAUGAAAAUGAAGAGGGAAAAGAGUCGGAAGACGAUUUUAACGAUGGUGAUUAUAAUCAGAAUGUAGAUUAUGAUGACGAUGACGAUGAUUUUAAUGAUGUAGAGGCUGGGAACGGUAUAAUCACUUUACUGAUGAAGAUGUCUAUUAAGAUAUUAUGGAGAAUGAUCGUUUGCUCGUCCUGUGGCUGCUUCCAUACUAGCAUGGACUAUUGCUAG